Paramecium octaurelia is the source of this 503-nucleotide messenger RNA. The record is from the annotation of a GenBank genome assembly. Lineage: Eukaryota; Ciliophora; Oligohymenophorea; Peniculida; Parameciidae.
CUCUCCUGAUGGUACUACAUUAGCAUCUGGUAGUGCAGAUAACUCUAUCCGUUUAUGGGAUGUUAAGACAGGAUAAUAAAAAGCCAAAUUAGAUGGCCAUUCAUCAAAAGUUUAUUCAGUCAAUUUCUCUCCUGAUGGAAAUACAUUAGCUUCUGGUAGUUAAGAUAAUUCUAUCCGUCUUUGGAAUGUAAAAAUAUCAAAGGAAAUACUCCAAUCAGAUAGUAGCUAUAAAGAUUUGCUUGCCCAGUUUAACAUACCUCUUAAGAAUAGCUCCUUAUUGCCAAAUGGUAUUUCUUAUUAAUUAUUAUUUAGUUAAUCCUCAUUAUACAAUACUUAGAAUAAGCUAGAAUCCUUAUUUAGAAGCAUAAGGAACACUUAUCUUAUAAGGACAAUACAUUAGUCAUUAAGGGGAAGAUUUAAAACCAUUGUUCAAAUCCAGAGGAAGUUUCUUUUUAGAAGACUUAAAGCAAAAGUGAAUUUGAUUAUUCAUUACAAACAUUACA